Messenger RNA from Arabidopsis lyrata subsp. lyrata, 1396 nucleotides. Its product is annotated as zinc transporter 5. Gene Ontology annotation, biological process: zinc ion transmembrane transport. NCBI's taxonomy places the organism in Eukaryota, Viridiplantae, Streptophyta, Magnoliopsida, Brassicales, Brassicaceae. The transcript is spliced from 3 exons. The record is from RefSeq and is a predicted model, not a curated record. Bases 167 to 1240 code for a protein of 357 amino acids. Gene Ontology annotation, molecular function: zinc ion transmembrane transporter activity. Gene Ontology annotation, cellular component: plasma membrane.
ACAUAUCUAUAUAACUAUAGCAUACACUUUGAGAUAAAUACGAAGAUCACGCCAAUCUCCACAUAUAUGAUAUAUCGUCCUUUAUUCUUCCAUUUGUUCUUAUUCUUCCACAUCAUCAUCAUCAGCAUCAUCACGAAGAAAUUCAAAUUAAAACUCAAUCAAUAAGAUGAGAAUCACACAAAACGGCAAGCUCUUUCUCUUUUUCUUCUUCAUCUCCUUCCUCUUCAUCGCCGUAUCCGCCGGCGAGUCUAAAUGCGAGUGUUCACACGAAGACGACGAAGCGAACAAAGCCGGAGCUAAUAAAUACAAGAUCGCCGCAAUACCUUCCGUUCUCACCGCCGGAGUUAUAGGCGUUCUGUUUCCGUUACUAGGCAAGUUCUUCCCGUCGCUUAAACCGGAGACGACUUUCUUCUUCGUGACGAAAGCCUUCGCCGCCGGCGUAAUCCUAGCAACGGGGUUUAUGCAUGUGUUGCCUGAAGGUUACGAGAAGCUGACGUCACCGUGUCUGAAAGGAGAAGCCUGGGAGUUUCCGUUCACUGGGUUUGUUGCAAUGGUCGCUGCGAUUUUGACUCUCUCCGUUGACUCGUUUGCCACGUCGUAUUUCCAUAGACUGCAUUUCAAGACGUCUAAGAGGAUUGGUGACGGUGAGGAACAAGGCGGUGGCGGUGGCGGUGGAGACGAGCUCGGUUUGCACGUGCAUGCUCACGGUCACACGCACGGGAUUGUUGGCGUGGAAUCUGGUGAAUCCGAAGUUCAGCUUCACCGGACUCGAGUUGUGGCACAGGUGUUGGAAGUGGGAAUAAUAGUACACUCAGUGGUAAUAGGAAUAUCACUGGGAGCAUCACAAAGUCCAGACACUGCCAAAGCUCUCUUUGCUGCUUUAAUGUUUCAUCAAUGCUUCGAAGGACUUGGUCUUGGUGGUUGCAUCGCCCAGGGAAAUUUCAAUUUUAUGUCAAUUACAAUAAUGUCGAUCUUUUUCUCUGUAACGACGCCGGUCGGAAUCGCGGUCGGAAUGGCAAUUUCAAGCUCUUAUAACGAGUCGAGUCCAACGGCUCUGAUCGUCCAAGGAGUCCUUAAUGCUGCAUCUGCAGGCAUCCUCAUCUAUAUGUCUCUAGUAGACUUUCUCGCAGCAGAUUUUAUGCACCCUAAGAUGCAAAAAAACACUAGACUUCAAAUCAUGGCCCAUAUCUCUCUUCUUGUUGGAGCAGGGAUUAUGUCACUUUUAGCUAAAUGGGCUUAAACGGCCUAUGUACCAUUAUACAUAGUUUGUCAUGCAAUCUUGGAAUCUUGGAUACGACUCUAAUACAACACUAGUAGAUUAUACGAGUUGUAGUUUAUAGUCUUGUUCAUACAAGUUAUAUACCCUUCUCGUUUCAUGACAUAUAUUGGUUUUAAA